Molecule: messenger RNA, 2158 nt
Organism: Bombina bombina (fire-bellied toad)
Lineage: Eukaryota; Metazoa; Chordata; Amphibia; Anura; Bombinatoridae
Gene: CFAP100
Product: cilia and flagella associated protein 100
Exons: 16
Coding region: 220-2040 (606 amino acids)
Source: RefSeq, a predicted model, not a curated record
GUGAGUCGCAGAACUGGUGUCAGCUAAACUAUCUGACUACAUUACGUCACUUGAUACAGGAGCUGUGUCACAGCGGCACCUGCUGGUAACAGGAGAUAAGUGACAGUCAUGGGCUGCAGCGGUUACCAGGGGAGAUAUGGUGUUACCAUAGUGAUGGAAACACACAGGAGUCACGUGGGAAGCACAGGAGCCUUAUACUGAGAACUAAUAUAAAGCAGAAUGUCGUCCUUGUCACUGCAGCGCUCAUUUGAGUCAAGAAACACUACAGCGUCUGGUGGGGGGUCCAGAGCCGCACACACAGGUUCCCGUCUCUCUGCCUCACAAUCUGCACUGAGCUCAGCAAAAUCCAGAGCAGACACAGCAUCGGGCACCUCAGCUCAGGAAAAGAAGAGUCCCGCAGAGCAGAAUCCGUUCUCCCUGCCGCAAGAUGUCGAUUUCUUUCUUAUUAGAGACCAGGAAAAACAGAGAAAACAGAUGGAACGUGAAAUAAACAAAAAUUUAAAAGUUCACCAAAAACUAACGCACACAGGGAGGCUGAACUCCAGACUGGCGCAGCUGCGCAAUGAGAUUGAGGAUGAGGAGCAGACUCAAGAGAGCGCAGUUAAUGUCGUAGCUGUACAGGACAAGCCCUCCUGGAAACUGGCAGUCACCAGAGACAGACAGAUACAGAAGGAAAGUCUGCAUGAGUACAUAAAUAAGAAGAGAGAGAUGUUUCUGCUACAGUAUUCCCUCGCAGUGAAGCGUGAUGAGAUUCACAAGCUGGAGGCUCAGGCUUUGGCUGAAGAGAUGAAGCUGGAGAGAGCUGAGCAGUAUCUGGAGGAAGAUGCUGUGCAGUUUGAUAAGUUUCUGAAGCAGAAUGACCAGAACUCGGUGGACGCGCUGAAACUGGCUGAAAAUGAAACCAAGCUGAAAAUGGAAAAAGUGUCAGAAAUCAAGAAACUGACAGCACAGAUGAUGAACAUCAAAAGCGACAUCUCUAAGUGUGAGGAGAUCCUGCACGAGUAUUUGAUGUACAAAAAGUUCCUUUUUAGGCUAUCACCCAAGGAAUGGAGGGACACAAUUCAACAAAAAAGGGGUGAAAGAAUGAAAUCUGUGGUCUCAUUUCCCAAAGAGGAGAAAAGUGGCUCUGAAGUUAAAGGAUCUUUGUCACCAACCCCUGGAAAGAAGCCGGACAGCAGGAUGACGGGAUACUCCAUGCAGAGCCGUGACUCCACAAGGGAAUCCCGACGCCUCUCCAGACCUAGCAACAAAACAUUAGGAUCUAAAAAGAUGAGUACCACAACGCUCCUACCAGAGGAAAAGGACAACUCAGACACCUCACACCUCUCAGAAAGUGAAGAGGAACCUGAGUUGUACUUCACAGACCCGCAGCAGCUGCUGGGCAUAUUCGCAGAACUAGAGGAACAGAACCUCUCCUUGAUACAAAACUCACAGGAGACAGAGGAAGCCCUUGAGGAGAUCAGACAAACCAUUGCAAGCACCGAAGAAAAAAUGGAGAAAGAGACAAAAGAUCUGAAAGACAACAUUGAGCAGCUGAAGGCAAUGAUUGCCCAUGAGGAGGAGAAAGCUGCUGACCUGGAAUUUAAGUCUCGAGUCUUUGCUUUUGGGCAGCACAAGUCUGAUGACCAGGAAAAGACGCUGCUGUCUAUUACCUGCAAGGUAGAAGAAGUUUACAGAGCCUGUGUUGGUGAGAACCAGGCAAACCUUGAUGCCCUACAAAUGCUGGCUGUGAUUGAACACCAACUGGAGAAAUUGCUGGACAAAAUUGAAAUGAUCCCUCAGCAGAGGAUCGAAGUGGCUGAGAAAGCCAAAGAGAAAGAGCGAAGAUUAAAGUUGCGAGAAGAGAAAAUCAAACAGCAGAAGCUGCAUCAGGAGGAAAGACUGCGCAAAGCUCUUGAGAGAGCGCAGGCCGAUCCCAAGAAAACGACUGGCAAGAAGCUCAUGCCUCGCUCUGAACCUCCCGUCCUGAAGCACAAGGUCAACAAAGAUCAGGACAAGUUAGACCGAGAAAAAGAAGAAGCUUUAAUUUUCUUUGGUUAAACACUUCCCAACAACACAGAAUAAAGAUCCUCAGGAACCAGAUGGGAUUUGUAAACUGGAUAUUGUUCAUGCCUAACAAACUGUAAUAUAAUUAUAUAAAGUAAACAAUUUCAUGGUG